AUGUCUCUUCAACUAGAUACUCCUGACGCGUUCCCCGCGUUCCCUUAUGAUCCCCCGUACUCCAUUCAGGUCGAUCUUAUGCGCCAUCUCUAUACCUCAAUAGAGCAGAGGGCUGUCACUAUCGUUGAAAGCCCAACAGGAACGGGCAAAACGCUAUCUCUGCUUUGUGCCGCUCUUACUUGGCUUUCAGACGAGAAGGAACGCGCACGAAGGGGAAAGUUAAAGGCGGCAGCGGACGAUGGAACGGCGAAAGACUGGGUCAUAGAACAAACGAUGGAACGAAUGCGACGCGAUCUGGAGGAUGAUGAGCGUGAUUAUGAGCAGCGUUUGGCCGAGGCAAGGCGGAGAGAAGAGGCAAUGAGACGGAUGGCCAAAGCGCGAGUGGUAAAGAAGGCUAAACACGCUCACAACUCAAAACCGGAUGAAGGUCCAGAGGACGAUGAUCAGUUUCUUCCAGAAACAGAUCAAGCCCAAACCUCAGUAGAUGGGGAAAUCAACGUAUCUGCAGCUCUUCGCGCUCUAAUGGACAAGUUGAUUGACCGCGUCCGCCGUCCUGGUCAUUUAAACGACGACGAAGAGGCUACGUGCACCAAAAUAUAUUACGCAUCUCGGACACAUUCCCAGCUUGCGCAAGUUCUUCCCGAGCUCAGUCGACUCAAACUCCGUCAUUCUCUAUCAUCUGUACAAAACCACCACUCAGAGUCAUCCCAAUACCCCACCCCGCCAUCUACACGGACGGUUUCUCUUGGUUCUAGGAAGCAAUUGUGUAUCAAUGAUGAGCUCCGAGCCAAAAGUCGUGAUUUGGACGAGUCAUGUCGAGAACUACUUGGGGAGAAAGCUGAGAAGCGUUGUCAAUACCUUCCUCGCAUCGAAGAGGACGUUAAAAUGCUUGACUUUCGGGAUCAAAUAUUGGCAUAUCCAAAAGACAUAGAAGAUCUUGCAACCGCGGGGAGACACGCUCACAUAUGUCCAUAUUUUGGAUCCAGGCGAGCCAUUCCUCAAGCAGAACUUGUGACAUUACCAUAUAACCUCCUUUUGCAAAAAUCAGCUCGGGAAGCUUUGGGGAUUGAUCUGAAAGAUCAAAUUGUCGUAAUCGACGAAGCGCACAACUUGAUACCCACCCUUCUAUCUCUCUCCACCACCCGUCUCCCCUACUCGAUAAUUGCCACAUCCCUGAUACAAGUGUGCUCAUACGUGUCCCGAUUCCGCACUCGACUUUCUGCCGUGAACAUGCUUCAUCUCAAACGACUUGUUGUAUUCUUGGAUGCAUUGAAGAAAUAUGUUUUGGAAUGGAAGGAUGCCAGGGAAGGAAAAGGACCUUCAGAGAAGACGGAAGUAAUGAAGGUGGCUGAACUAAUGGAAAAGAUGGGAAAGAAAGUCGCGGGCAUGAACUUGCUGGAGAUCGAGGGUUAUUUGAAGCGAAGUAAGGUCGCUCGGAAGAUCGCCGGAUACUCUGAUAAACAAGCUGAGAAGGAGGCUGAUUCCACUCGCAAGCAGAACAACAAGGGUACGAUCCCACCGCUUCAUGCAGUGGAAGACUUUAUGGUCUCGCUUACCAGAACAAAUGAUGAUGGGCGGGUCACAUUUACUCUUACACCUGGACUCAAUGGGGAAAACACAGUCGAACUGCAAUACCAACUUCUCAACCCUUCUCCGACCUUCACAGAAGUUGUGGAUGAAGCUCGAGCUGUGAUUCUUGCCGGCGGAACAAUGUCCCCCAUUUCAGAUGUUGUCAACCAACUCUUUUCGCAUCUGCCUCCUACCAGGGUAACAAGUUUUUCUUGUGGGCAUAUUAUUCCAGCAAUAAACCUGCAGGCGUUAGUGGUUUGCAAGGGACCCCGUGGAGGAGAUCUCGAGUUUAAAGCUGCUCAACAGGGUGAUCCUGCUGUUAUAUCUGAACUCGGUCAAAUUCUAUUUAAUUUUGCAAGCCUCGUGCCAGCUGGCAUGAUUGUAUUCUUCCCAUCCUAUCACUUUUUAAACGUGGCUAAAGCGGCGUGGACGAAGAGUGGAAUGCUGGAGAAGUUUGGUUUGAAGAAAACCACCUUCUUUGAGCCAGAAGAAUCGGUGGAUGUUGAGAAAGUGCUUCAAGAGUAUGCAAAAUCCAUAACAGUAUGCUACCAGAUCUCAAGUCCAACGGGGAAGAAAGGAGGAGCACUCCUCUUCGCUGUAAUUGGAGCCAAGCUUUCCGAAGGUUUGAACUUUGCCGAUGACCUUGCGCGUGCCGUCGUCAUCGUCGGACUUCCUUUCGCGAAUCUUGCAUCGCCGGAGUUACGAGAGCGGAUGAAGUACGUGAAAAGGCUGGAGGAGAAACGGGGAGAUGCUGCAGCCGAGUUGUAUGAGAAUAUGUGCAUGAAUGCGGUCAAUCAAAGUAUUGGUCGAGCAGUGCGUCAUAAGGGCGAUUGGGCAUCACUGCUCCUUCUGGAUCGGAGGUACGCGACUGCGUCCAUUCGAAACAAGCUGCCGAAAUGGAUUGGAAGUGGGCUCAUUGUCAGGGAUGGAUUCGGUCCGACUGUAAAGGAAAUGGGAUCCUUUUACAAGGGUAAAAGGGACCCUAACAUGCAAUGA
This is a messenger RNA of Laccaria bicolor S238N-H82, 2565 nucleotides long. RefSeq lists its product as uncharacterized. The transcript is spliced from 19 exons. Gene Ontology annotation, cellular component: nucleus. Gene Ontology annotation, molecular function: hydrolase activity, acting on acid anhydrides, in phosphorus-containing anhydrides; DNA binding; ATP binding. NCBI's taxonomy places the organism in Eukaryota, Fungi, Basidiomycota, Agaricomycetes, Agaricales, Hydnangiaceae. Bases 1 to 2565 code for a protein of 854 amino acids. The record is from RefSeq and is a predicted model, not a curated record. Gene Ontology annotation, biological process: establishment of sister chromatid cohesion; nucleobase-containing compound metabolic process.